AUGGACUCUGAAUUUUAUGCAUUAUAUACAACUUUGAUUCAGGAAAGUAGUACUGGAAAGACAAAGCUUUUACAUAAGAUAGCUGAAAAUGUGAAAGCUGUUUACUACUGUCUUCGUGAGAAGAGCUCUAGCAGCUAUCCUGCAAAAUCUUACAUUGCAAACAAACUGCUUGAUAAAUCAAAAGAUGCAAAUAGUAUUAUCAUUUGUGAUACAUACUUAGCAUAUCUUAUGGCAUGUGUUGAGCAUUCGCAGCAAUUUGAGAAGUUUAACCUAUCUCUGAGGAUUUCUGAAGUUAGAGAAAAGCUUUUCCCUCCAUUCUAUAUUUCAGACAUCAUUGACAUCUAUGCAAAGGAUCCUCAAACACCUGGAAAAGCUAAAGAUCUAGCAUGCCUGUUUCAACGAGAAAGACCUUUAUAG
Funneliformis mosseae is the source of this 417-nucleotide messenger RNA. The record is from the annotation of a GenBank genome assembly. Lineage: Eukaryota; Fungi; Glomeromycota; Glomeromycetes; Glomerales; Glomeraceae.